Molecule: messenger RNA, 2246 nt
Organism: Cyprinodon variegatus (sheepshead minnow)
Lineage: Eukaryota; Metazoa; Chordata; Actinopteri; Cyprinodontiformes; Cyprinodontidae
Product: calcium-binding mitochondrial carrier protein Aralar1-like
Exons: 16
Biological process (GO): aspartate transmembrane transport; malate-aspartate shuttle; L-glutamate transmembrane transport
Molecular function (GO): calcium ion binding; L-glutamate transmembrane transporter activity; L-aspartate transmembrane transporter activity
Source: RefSeq, a predicted model, not a curated record
UACGCCAGCGUGGUGGAGGAUGGGGAGCAUUACAUGACCCCCAGAGACUUUGUGCAGAAUUAUUUGGGUCUGCACACUCAGCCUCAACACAACCCUAAAACUGUGGAGCUGAUAGCUGGAGUGGCCGACACCACCAAAGAUGGAUUGAUCUCUUUCCAGGAGUUUCUGGCUUUUGAAUCAGUUCUCUGCGCCCCGGAUGCCCUCUUCAUAGUAGCCUUUCAAUUGUUUGACAAGAAUGGCUCAGGAAACAUCUCAUUUGAAAACGUCCGAGACAUCUUCAGCCAGACGACAGUGCAUCACCACAUUCCCUUCAACUGGGACUGUGAGUUCAUCAGGCUGCAUUUCGGCCAUGAAAGAAACAAGAACCUCAGUUAUGCAGAGUUCACUCAGUUUCUGCAGGAGCUGCAGCUGGAGCACGCUCGCCAGGCGUUUGCACAGAAAGACAAGAAGAAAAGCGGCACCAUCACUGCCUUGGACUUCAGCGACAUCAUGUCCACCAUCAGGCACCACAUGCUGACUCCUUUCGUAGAGGAAAACUUGGUUUCAGCUGCAGGAGGCAGUACCUCCCACAUGGUGAGCUUCUCCUACUUCACCGCCUUCAACGCCCUCCUCAACAACAUGGAGCUGAUUCGCAAGAUUUACAGCACCCUCGUCGGCUCACACAAGGAAACACUCGUCACUAAAGAGGAGUUUGUCCACGCUGCAAAUAAGUUCGGUCAAAUCACUCCGAUGGAAAUAGACAUCCUGUUCCAGCUGGUCGGCCUCCACUCCCACUCUGGGCGGUUGAACAACACAGACAUCGAGAGAGUCGCCCCGCUGGAGGAAGGAGCCAUGCCAUACCACCUUGCUGAGACUCAGAGACAGCAUGCUCACGAAACAUCGCGGCCCGUCUGGCUCCAGGCUGCAGAAUCUGCCUACAGGUUUAGCCUGGGCUCAAUCGCUGGAGCCACUGGAGCCACUGCCGUCUACCCCAUCGACCUGGUGAAGACUCGGAUGCAGAACCAGCGCUCCACGGGCUCCUUCGUGGGAGAGCUGAUGUACAAGAACAGUUUCGACUGUGCAAAGAAAGUCCUGCGUUACGAGGGCUUCUUUGGCUUUUACAGAGGACUCCUCCCGCAGCUCAUCGGCGUCGCUCCAGAGAAAGCUAUCAAGCUCACGAUGAAUGAUUUUGUCAGAGACAAGUUCACCACGGAAGAUAAUACCAUCCCUCUGUUUGCAGAGAUUCUGGCUGGUGGAACUGCUGGAGCUUCCCAGGUGAUUUUCACCAACCCUCUUGAGAUUGUAAAGAUCAGACUACAGGUGGCUGGAGAGAUCACCACAGGCCCCAGGGUCAGCGCUCUGAACGUCGUGAGGGACCUCGGCUUCCUCGGCCUCUACAAGGGAGCCAAAGCUUGCUUCCUGCGUGACAUCCCCUUCUCUGCCAUCUACUUCCCCGUUUAUGCCCACACCAAGGAAAAGCUGGCAGACGAAGACGGAAGGCUGGGCGCGCUGCAGCUGCUGACCGCCGGAGCUAUAGCAGGUGUACCGGCGGCGUCGCUGGUGACCCCUGCCGAUGUCAUCAAAACCAGGCUCCAGGUGGCGGCUCGGGCGGGCCAGACGACGUACAGCGGAGUCAUCGACUGCUUCAGGAAGAUCCUCAGAGAGGAAGGCUUCAGAGCAUUUUGGAAAGGCGCAGGAGCUCGUGUCUUCAGAUCAUCGCCGCAAUUUGGUGUAACCCUAGUGACCUACGAGCUGCUGCAGAGAUUCUUCUACGUUGACUUUGGUGGACAUCGUCCUGCCGGCUCCGAGCCUGUUCCCAAACCCAUGGUGAAGGACCUGCCCUCUGUGACUGCUGACCAUGUCGGAGGCUACAGUCUGGCUGCUGCAACCUUUGCCGGAGUGGAGAGGAAAUUUGGUUUGCACCUGCCAAAGUUCAAGUCCUCUGGAGGGUCCAGACCCGAGCCUCAGUCCUCAUAAACAGAGCUGCAGCAGGAGGGCGGCAUGUUCCUCAGAUUUCAAGCUAAUGUAUCAGAGAGCUUGUUUCACUAUAGAUGCUGCAUGGGUGUGGCUUUUCUUUUCUCUGCUUUGCUUUCAGUUUUACUGUACAUAUUGUACUUCUGAAAAGAGGAACAUUAUGGUUCAGUGAAGAAUUACUCCUUAUAUUUCUGGGUGUGUAUGACAGCUUUGGUGUGCAUGGGUUAUAUUUAACAAAGAUGUACAGAUAUUUUCAAAAUAUUUAUUUUGAAAUCAUAACUAUGGGACAUGGG